Pogoniulus pusillus (Red-fronted tinkerbird) is the source of this 2664-nucleotide messenger RNA. RefSeq names its product somatostatin receptor 3 (gene SSTR3). Bases 609 to 1814 code for a protein of 401 amino acids. Gene Ontology annotation, biological process: neuropeptide signaling pathway. Gene Ontology annotation, molecular function: somatostatin receptor activity; neuropeptide binding. Lineage: Eukaryota; Metazoa; Chordata; Aves; Piciformes; Lybiidae. Gene Ontology annotation, cellular component: plasma membrane; neuron projection. The transcript has 2 exons. The record is from RefSeq and is a predicted model, not a curated record.
UUCCUCUCCCCUCCACUGUCCCCAGCAUCUUUUACCUCACUCUUCAUUCCUUCGUCCUCCUCCUCCCCCCCUCCCAUAGCCUCCCUCUCUUCCCCCCCUCCCAUCGCCUCUCUCCUGCACCUCCCUCUCCCCCGUUUUUCCUUCACCCCGGUCUCCCCCACCUCCCCCGCCGCCUCUCCUCUCUGUUCUCCUGCCCUAUGGUCCAUCCCCUCUUUCUCCUUCUCCUGCUGCCGGUGUUUCAUUGGCUGCUGAUACCCGGCCCCCGGUAGCCACCGCUCGGCUCCGGCUGCCCGAGCCCGGCGGCCGAGCCCCUCUCCGGGGGCAGAGACCCAGGCGGACCCAGCGGGCUCCAGAGUGGGCCCCAGUCCCACAGCAGACACGGAGGGGGCGAUGGGCAGGUCCGGGAAGAAGGGCUUGCGUCUCCGAUAGUGCACGGUGGGACUCGCUCCCUCCCGGGACUGCUUUGCUCAGUCGCUUUGCAGAAGGGGGAAGGGGGAAAACAUGACUCGGAUUCUGCCGGUGAAGCAGAGGAAAAUGCACAUCCCAGCGACACAUUUCUAACAGAUCCUGAGAGGACACUGCCCACUGCCCUCUUCCCUGUCUUUGCUAUGGACGCUUCUGCUUUCAGCCUUCCCACACCGGCACUUGUGGAGGAGGGGAAUGCCUCUGGCAGCUGGGCAGCCUUCACCAUCCUCAACAGCUCCACAACCACCAGCCCUGGUGUGGUUGUCAGCGGUGUCCUCAUCCCCCUGGUCUACCUCAUUGUCUGUGUGGUGGGUCUGGUUGGGAAUUCUCUGGUCAUUUACGUGGUUCUGCGGCACUCUGUGAGUGAGUCGGUGACCAACGUCUACAUCUUGAACCUGGCCCUAGCUGAUGAGCUCUUCAUGCUGGGCCUGCCAUUCUUGGCUGCACAAAAUGCCCUGUCCUACUGGCCAUUUGGGUCUUUCAUGUGCCGCCUGGUGAUGGCCGUGGAUGCCAUCAAUCAGUUCACCAGCAUCUUCUGCCUGACGGUGAUGAGCGUUGAUCGCUACCUGGCUGUGGUCCACCCAGGGAAGUCCUCCAAAUGGCGUACUGCAAGGGUGGCCAAGGCUGUGAGUGCAACUGUGUGGGUGCUGUCUUCCAUAGUGGUGCUCCCUGUGGUCAUCUUCUCAGAUGUCCCUUUAGGGAUGAGCACCUGUCACAUCCAGUGGCCAGAGCCUGCUUCGGUGUGGAGAGCCGGUUUCAUCAUCUACACUUGCACCCUGGGCUUCUUUGGGCCACUGCUGGUGAUUUGCCUCUGCUAUCUUCUUAUAGUUGUGAAGGUUCGCUCCUCUGGCAGGCGGGUGAGGGCUCUGUCCUCCAAGCACAAGCUUUCAGAGCGCAGAGUGACCCGCAUGGUGGUGGCUGUUGUGGCUGUCUUCAUCCUCUGCUGGCUUCCUUUCUACGUUCUCAACAUAAUCAAUGUUGUCUGCCCACUGCCAGAGGAGCCAUCCCUCUUUGGUGUCUACUUCCUCGUGGUGGUGCUGCCAUAUGCCAACAGCUGUGCCAAUCCUAUCAUCUAUGGCUUCCUCUCCUAUCGCUUCAAGCAGGGCUUCCGGAGGGCCAUCUUCAGGCCAUCUCGCCGAGUCCAGAGCCAGGAGGUACCAGCGUGUGUCCCAGAGAAGACUGGUGAUGGAGGGGAAGAGGGCGAGAUCAGCAAGAUCACCCAGAAUGGUAAUGAGAGGCAGGAGCACCCUCUAAGCAGUGGAGAAGGAGAAAGCAAUGAGCAAAAACCACUCCCUGAGGAGCCUGUGGGAUGCAGAAAGAGCAACAAGUUGCAUGUCAGUUAUUUGUGAUAAAAGAAAUGGUGCAGGGGAAUGGGACACUGGGACAUGAGAUCCCCUUCACCCUCUGUGCAUUUUAAUGUCAAAGGCAAUGGGAGACUUUGAUACAAGGGACUAUGAAACUCCAGGACUUUGCUUAAGGAUGUGCAGUGCUGCAUGAACUUGUGGAUAAAGCAAGGCAUUGCCUUUGGCUUUGGAAGGGACACCUGAGGUUUGCGUGGUGCCAGGUAAAGGAAGGACUGCAUCCAGAGAGAGCUGAAGAGGUUAUGGGCACUGACAGUAUCAAGAGAGCAGGACCAGCCCUAGAACACAUGGUCUGUCCUUGAUCACCCAACUGUAAAUGGUAUCAGCUGCCAUCUGACAGCAGCACUUCGAGGAAGUCCUCAAACAGCACAUACAACAAAUAGGCAUCCCAGUGCCUUGGUUAUCUUCCUUAGAAACAUGGCAAGUAGUUUAUCCUAAAAGAAAAAUGGGAAGGAAAGAUGUCUGCAGUGAAGACAAACCAGCCAGCUGCAUGAAUGCCUGACCCUUCUCUAGCUCUCCAGUGAGUCUAGGGAACAGCUUUCCUACCCAUGUUGGCCAUGACUGGAGACCACUCAGACUGCUCAAAGCCUCCUCAUGAAGGAUUCUAGGCAGGCUGCUGGGACUUACUUGGGACAACAAAUGGGAUCUUUUCUUCCUUCACCUUGCAUUCUUCAGGGUUUUCCUGGUGCCUCUGCAUGCCGGUGGAAGGUAGAGCAAGGGUAGAGCAGAAGACAAUGAGGCAUGGGGUUUCUUACAAGUCAAAAUGCCUUUUCCUCCCCCUAUGCCAGAUUCUAAAUAAACAAAAAGCCUUUGGACUUGAAAGGCCAAAAGGUCAGAA